Sphaeramia orbicularis (orbiculate cardinalfish) is the source of this 1569-nucleotide messenger RNA. It is a transcript of the gene bco1, whose product is annotated as beta-carotene oxygenase 1. Gene Ontology annotation, biological process: carotene catabolic process; retinal metabolic process. The transcript is spliced from 11 exons. Lineage: Eukaryota; Metazoa; Chordata; Actinopteri; Kurtiformes; Apogonidae. The record is from RefSeq and is a predicted model, not a curated record. Gene Ontology annotation, molecular function: carotenoid dioxygenase activity; beta-carotene 15,15'-dioxygenase activity. Bases 1 to 1569 code for a protein of 522 amino acids.
AUGAGCAUGGACUUUUCCAAAAACGCGACGGAGAGCCCAGAGCCCUGCAAGGCAGAGGUGAAAGGCAGUAUCCCCAGCUGGCUCCAGGGCACACUGCUGCGUAAUGGUCCCGGCAUUUUCUCCGUCGGAGAAACCAGCUAUGAUCACUGGUUUGAUGGGAUGUCCCUCAUGAACAGCUUCACCUUCAAAGAUGGUGAAAUGAUCCAUAGAAGCAGGUUUCUCAGAGGUGACACCUACAAGGCUAACACGGCUGCAAACAGAAUAGUCGUGUCUGAAAUGGGCACAAUGGCCUAUCCAGACCCGAGCAAGAACUUCAUUGUCAAGGCGAUUACCUUCCUCAAUCACACAGUGCCUGACUUCACUGACAAUGGUGCCAGUAAUUUCAUCAAGUAUGGAAAUGAUUAUUUUGCCACAUCUGAAACCAACUACAUUCGCAAGAUUGAUCCUGUGACCCUGGAAACCCAGGACAAGGUGGAUUAUUUGAAGUACCUGCCAGCAAAUUUGGCAUCAUCUCAUCCACAUUAUGACAAAGAUGGCAAUGCUUACAACAUGGGGACUUCCAUAGCAGAAAAGGGCAAGACGAAAUACAUGCUGUUCAAAGUCCCUGCUGUUUCAGAUAAAGACAAAGGUAAGGACGCCAUAGCACUGAAGAAUGUGGAAGUGGUCUGCACAGUCCCCUGCCGGUCCUUGCUCACACCCAGCUACUACCACAGCUUCGGCAUGACUGAGAACUACUUUAUCUUUAUCGAACAGCCUUUCAAACUGGACAUCCUCAAGAUGGCCACUGCUUACAUGAGGGGGGUCAACUGGGCAAGCUGCCUCAAGUUCUGCCCUGAUGAAAAUACUCUGAUCCAUGUGAUCGACAGAAGGACAGGAAAAGAAGUUGAGACAAAAUACUACACUGGCGCAAUGGUCGUCUAUCAUCACGUGAAUGCCUUCGAGGAUGAUGGUCACGUUGUCUUUGACGUCAUUGCGUACAACGAUAACAGCCUGUAUGAGAUGUUCUACCUGAGCAAGCUGAAGGAAAAUCCUGGAUUCAAAGACAGUAGUUACUCUAAACCAAACUACAGAAGAUUUGUACUUCCUGUCAGAUCUGACAAGGGCUUUGCAGUUGGAGACGACCUGGUGAAACUCAAAUACACAACAGCCAGUGCUGUAAAGGAGAAAGAUGGCAAACUAAUGUGUCAAGCAGAGGUGCUUUGGGAAGGUUUUGAAUUACCCAGAAUUAAUUAUGACUUCAAUGGUAAGCGAAGCCGUUUUGUCUAUGGGAACUGCGUGGAGGAAUCUGCACUGGCAAAAAAGCUUGGGAAGUUUGACACAGAAACCAAGGAAAUGGUCUACUGGAGUGAAGACAACUGCUGGCCUUCAGAACCUGUGUUUGUACCCAGACCAAAUGGAGAAUCAGAAGAUGAUGGUGUGGUGAUUGUGUCUGUUCUCAACUCCAACCCAGGCCAGUCUUGUUUUAUCCUCCUCCUUGAUGGCAAAACCUUUAAAGAAGUUGCUCGAGCAUACGUGAAGGGUGGGCUCUACAAGGACAUGCAUGGAUUUUUCAUUCCUCAAGGGAAUUAG